Molecule: messenger RNA, 2000 nt
Organism: Sardina pilchardus (European sardine)
Lineage: Eukaryota; Metazoa; Chordata; Actinopteri; Clupeiformes; Clupeidae
Gene: chek2
Product: checkpoint kinase 2
Exons: 15
Coding region: 255-1835 (526 amino acids)
Biological process (GO): protein phosphorylation; mitotic DNA damage checkpoint signaling
Cellular component (GO): cytoplasm; nucleus
Molecular function (GO): protein serine/threonine kinase activity; protein binding; ATP binding
Source: RefSeq, a predicted model, not a curated record
UCAUUGUGUCGAGACCGGUCGAAACGUCUGCUACGUUGCGUUUAAACGAUAGCUGCUACAGAUACAUAGCCUGCUGUGAACUAGGAACUAGAACUACUUUUCCCAGAAUGUAAUUCUCCCUUUUGAUUGGUUGCGUUUGUAAUACGUAUGAUGCUGCUGUGCCUAGGCAUGUCCAGAAUAAGCCCGGUAAAUUUGGCACGUGUACUACAUACAUUUCCUUGAAAUCAGGUGAAUAGAGCAGCAGCAGCAGCAGCAUGUCUCAGGAGCCUGAUAAGGAGACCCCCUCUCAGUCGCAAACACAGUCGCAAACGCAAUCCCAGCCCCAGUCACAAAGUGGCUCAAGCUCCUCAUCAUCUGCUCCUACCUCUGGCAGCCAGUCGUCCUCCGGCUCGGGCACGGUCAGCUCUGUGGACACCAUCCCAGUGCGAGACCUCGCCUCCAUCCCGGAGGAGGAGCCAGAACCUGAGCCAUGGGGCCGGCUGUUGCCCAUGGUGUCCGGCUUCAGAGUGCACAAUUGUUUUGAUGAUGAAUAUACGUUUGGAAGGGACAGAAGAUGCAGCUACACCUUCACUGAUACUACCAGCCUAUGGGUGAAAUCUUAUAGUAAACGGCAUUUUCGAAUAUUCAGGGAGAACAAUAUUGUGUUCAUUGAGGACACUAGUGCCAAUGGAACGUAUGUUGAUGCUGUUGAAAUUGGCAAGGGGAAAACAAUUCCUUUAGCCAAUAAUGCAGAGAUAUCCUUGGCUGGACAAAGUCACAAAGUCUUUGUCUUCAUUGAUUUAACUGCAGAUGAACAGGAAAACCUUCCCAGCGAAUUUAAGGCAAAAUACCUGAUGUCACGAAAGAUUGGUGUGGGCGUUUGUGGCGAAGUCAAACUGGCUUUUGAGCGGGAUACAUGUAAAAAAGUUGCGGUGAAAACUAUCAACAAGCAGAACUUUCCAUCCAUUGGAACAGCGACGCGGAAUGCUGAACGAGAGAUUGAAAUCUUGAGAAGAAUUGAUCAUCCUUGUCUCAUAAAAACGGAGGCCUUUUUCCAAACAGAAGAAUCGUAUUACAUCGUGCUGGAGCUGAUGCGGGGUGGAGAGCUUCUGGAGAGAAUCAAAACUCAAGGUCAGCUUAAGGAAGAUGUAGCCAAGCUGUACUUUUUUCAGAUGCUGAAAGGAGUUCAGUAUCUCCACCAGAAUGACAUCAUACAUCGAGACCUCAAACCGGAAAAUAUUCUCCUUUCAUCCAGAGAGGACCAGUGUCUGAUUAAAAUCACAGAUUUCAACCAGUCCAAGAUCUUGGAGGAGUCAUCUCUGAUGAAAACACUGUGUGGAACGCCCAACUACCUGGCCCCCGAGGUCUUCCUCAGUGCCAACACGGAGGGUUACACAAGUGCAGUGGACUGCUGGAGUCUCGGGGUGCUCCUGUUCGUCUGCCUGGGUGGCUACCAGCCCUUCCACCCUGACAUCAGCGAUCUUCCUGUCAGGGAGCAAAUCACUCAGGGACAUUACAGGUUCAUCCAGGCCAAGUGGGAAAAUGUCUCUUCCCCAGCAAGGAACCUUGUGAAGAAGCUCCUUGUUGUUAACCCCACGCAACGGUUGACCAUUGAACAAGCACUGGAGCAUCCGUGGCUGCAGGACGAUGCAAUGAAAAACCUGGCCAACCAGAUCAUGUAUCCUGAAGGUGCGGGUGAUGCUGAGCCCCAGGCACCAUCUCCUCCGCCCUCACCACCACCUCCCUCACCACCACCACCUCCCUCGCAACCCUCCGCAAGCAGGAGGCGCAGACAGGCAGAUACAGACGAGGAGGUGCAGCAACAACCAGCCAAGCGGCAAAGGAAGGAUACCUGAAACAAGCUAAUGCUAGAUACUGGAUUGUGUGUUUUUGUCUCAUCAUUCCAAUUAUGUUGAUAUUUGUAUAUAUUUUCUGUUUCUGAAAUUACUGUAGCCCUUGUUUGGUGCCUUUUCCCUUUCCUUCUCCUUAGAUCAGGUUUUAUAAUAAACUUUCACUUGUGA